GUAUCAUAUGCAAAUCUGAGGUUGUUGAUAUUUCUCCCAGCAGUCAUGAUUCCAGUUCAUGAUUAAUCCAGAUUGGCAUUUCGCAUGAUGUACUCUGCAUAUCAGUUAAAUAAACAGUGACAACAUACAGCCUCGUUGUUCGCCUUUCCCAACUUUGAACCAUUUAGAAAUUGUACCACAUGCCACUUUAAUUAAGAGCAAAGGAUUGUAUUUUCUUGAGUAGUGUGUUGUUACAGCGCAAACAAGAAAAAACUGUUUUCUACUCCUUCCUAGAAUAGUCCUUGUGUCUCUCAAGUUUCAUUUUUUAGAAAUGACUGAAGACUGUGUAGCAGGCUUACUUUAAGGUUAUUCAGAGGUCAUGUACAUGACAAAGUCCUAUGCCAGUUUCACAGAAUCACAAAGGACAAACAGAUUCAGAGAGUAAAUCUUUAAACAGAUUUAAUGUUGAUCAGAUACAGAUAUCUUUGGUAAAUAAUUUUCUCCAUAACUUUGCUAAAAAGAAACCAGCCCAUGCUUUCAAAAGGACUAGGGAAACUUUCCAUUGCUCUGUUACAGUAGUGAGGUGGGUUAGACCCAGGCAUGAGAAACUGGCAUGAGGUCACAUAGACUUAGUGUGAAUUAAAGAAAACAUUUUCUCCCUUUGAACGUCUCUCUGUAAAGUCAUUUUGACUCCUCUUGAAUAUCACCUGUUCGCAAUGGCCUUUGAGGAGCUCCUGGAUAAAGUUGGUGGCCUGGGGAAAUUCCAGAUACUUCAGAUGGCUUUAAUUUUCCCUUCUCUCAUGAUAGUAGUCUGUCACUCACUGUUGGAGAACUUCACUGCAGCUGUUCCUGGUCAUCGCUGCUGGGUCCACAUCCUCGAUAAUGCCACUGUCUCUGUGCCAGAGAAGUGUCGCCGCUUCCUCCACCCCCAGUGGCAGCUCCUUCACCUGAAUGGGACCUUCCCCAACAUGACUGACCUGGACACGGAGCCCUGUGUGGACGGCUGGGUGUAUGACCAUAGCUUGUUCUCCUCCACCAUCGUGACUGAGUGGGACCUUGUAUGUGACCAACAGUCACAGAAACCGUUGAUUCAAUCCCUAGUCAUGGUUGGAACACUGGCUGGGGGCCUCAUCUAUGGCCAUCUCUCAGACAGGUUUGGGCGAAAGCUGAUUCUCAGGUGGUGUUUACUCCAACUUGCCAUCUCUGGGACCUGUACAACCUUCGCUCCCAACAUCUUCAUUUAUUGCUUACUACGCUUCUUGUCGGGCUGCUCCAUUGCAGUUGUAAUAGCAAACAACUGUGUUCUAAUUAUAGAGUGGACAAGAUCCCAAUCGAAAGGCAUGGUAGUAACAUUGGUAUACUGUGCCCUUAGUAUUGGACAGAUGAUCCUGGGAGGACUGGCUUUUGUCUUUCGAGAGUGGCGCACCCUGCAGCUAGUGGUGUCUGUACCUUUCUUUGUCUUCUUUCUCUCCUCAAGGUGGCUGGCGGAAUCUUCUCGAUGGCUGAUUAUCACCAAUAAACCAGAGGAGGGCUUAAAGGAACUUAAAAUAGUUGCACACAGAAAUGGAAUGAAGAACGUUGCAGAAACCCUGAACUUGGAGGGUUUGAGAGCGACCAUGCAGGAGGAGCUGGAGACAGCACAGACUAAAACGACUAUGUUUGACUUGUUCCGCACACCCAACCUGCGAAAAAGGACGUAUCUCCUGUUCUUUGUGAGAUUUGCAGGUGCAAUAUCCUUUUUUGGCAUUAUCAUCAAUCUACAGCACUUUGGAAGCAAUAUUUUCCUGUUCCAGGUAAUCUUUGGCGUUCUCACUAUCUCAGUCCGAUGUCUUGCACUUUACCCACUGAACAAAGUGGGCCGUCGACCAACCCAGAUGUUUUUCAUGUUCCUCGUGGGACUUUCCAUUUUGAUCAACAUAUUUGUGCCUCAAGACAUGCAGACCCUGCGCGUGAUUUUGGCAAGUGUGGGAAUCAGCUGUGUUGCUGCGUCUCAGACCUCUUUUUCAGUCCACCAAACUGAACUCCUCCCCACUAUUGUCAGAGCAAAAGCUUCAGGAUUAGAUUUGUUGGCUAAUAGGUGUGGGGCAGCUCUGGCUCCCCUGCUGAUGGCCCUAGCGGUGUAUCUACCCACUCUGCCCUGGAUCGUCUAUGGAGUGUGUCCCCUCAUUGCUGCUCCUGUUCUCCUUCUCCUACCUGAAACUAAAAAUCUGCCUCUGCCUGACACCAUUCAGGAUGUGGAAAAUAACAAAAAAUUCUCAAGAAAAGCAAGUGAAAAAGAUUUCUACAUAAAAGUGACAAAGUUUUAAGGAGUUAUUGGUGAAGAAAAGAAAAAUAUGAAGAACAAAUAUGAAUUUUCCUUUUUAUUCACAAACUAGCAAGAAAAUAUACUGGAAAAUGUAUCUCAUUUACAAUCAUUAUAUUAAUUUGCACUUUACCAUAUACUUUGUUGGAACAUGUAAGUUCAUGAACAGUUCAAUUUGGGGGGAAGUAGUUUAAAAAGUUUUGAAUUUAUCAAUAAAUUAUUAAUAGACAAGAUGAUUCAGAAACAAAGAAACACCAUGGAAUUAGGAUCUGACUGGUUGAUAUAUGGAACAGCAUAUGGUGAACUCUGAAAAAAUUUACAAAAAUCAGAACACUAUAUCAUAUGCAAAUGGACAUUGAAAGAAAUCCAGAAAUAGAUACCCAAUACGUAUAUGCUUAACAUAAUACACUUGACAUCAUAAAUCUCCUUCAAAA
Odocoileus virginianus texanus is the source of this 2715-nucleotide messenger RNA. RefSeq names its product solute carrier family 22 member 10-like. The record is from RefSeq and is a predicted model, not a curated record. Lineage: Eukaryota; Metazoa; Chordata; Mammalia; Artiodactyla; Cervidae. Gene Ontology annotation, cellular component: membrane. Gene Ontology annotation, biological process: transmembrane transport. Gene Ontology annotation, molecular function: transmembrane transporter activity.